Molecule: messenger RNA, 1020 nt
Organism: Fukomys damarensis (Damara mole-rat)
Lineage: Eukaryota; Metazoa; Chordata; Mammalia; Rodentia; Bathyergidae
Gene: Fgfbp3
Product: fibroblast growth factor binding protein 3
Exons: 1
Biological process (GO): cell-cell signaling
Molecular function (GO): growth factor binding
Source: RefSeq, a predicted model, not a curated record
AGGAAGGGCCGCGGCGCGGAGCUGAGCCUCGUACUCCGCCAGGCCGCGUCCCAGCGCCCCGCCGCCCAGGAUCUUCCUGGGGAGCCCAGCCUUAGGACCAGGAGCCGGGGGCGGCCCCUCAGCUCGCUGCCCAAAGAGAAGACCUCUGAGAAAAAGGCCAAAGGGGGCAAGAGGAAGACGGCCUCGGACCCGGGGGAGGAGAGACCCAUGGGGACCGGGCCCAACCCCGACGGGCUGGGCGACAGCGAGAACGCGGAGCUGACGGAGACCUACUGCGCCGAGAAGUGGCGCUCGGUCUGCAACUUCUUCGUCAAUUUCUGGAACGGUUGAGGGGCUGCUGGCCUGCGGGGAGACGGGGCGGGGAAGCUAACGGCAACGUAGACCGAGGGCCACCUGCAUAGAACGAGGAGGAGUCUAGAUUCUAAAGCGGGCAGGGGGUGGGUGGGGAUCUCUGAGGCAGAGAAAGGUUUUGAAGGUCUCUAACAGCAGAAGAAAUAGUAGGAGCAAGAUAGGCUUACAUUAAAUUUGCCAGAACUACAGUGGUGCAGAGAGGCAGAGCAGAGGGAAGUAGGAGUGACUAAAGCAAUAGGAAUCGUGGGAAGCAAGAUGCAAUGUAUUUUAACACAUUUAUAUUAAAAUGUAGUGGUGAGUAUUAGAUAACUUGAGCCAGGUUGAAUUGGUCAAUGUCUUACCUAUUCUGCUGACACGAUGACAGAUCGACCCCCUUCUGUAUCGGUGUGAACUUCAGGGUGGCUUGGUGUGUGUCAUAGAUGACUUCUGUGGAAACACAAUUUUCUGUGACCUCAUGGAUCAAAACUGCCUUCGAGAAAAUAUUUUCAGGAGGCUUGCCUUUCAAUUCUUUUAAAAUUGCAUUUUUUUUAAAGCAGAGCAAUGCCUAAUUUUUGAAACCUCCCAUUAACCACGAAAAUUCAGAAGUGAAUUGUAGAAGUUGGGUACUCUGAUAGGGUUUUUUGAAGGGGAUAUGGGGAUCGAACUCAGAACCUUGUGCUUGUGAGGCAG